AUGGGAAAUGGUAGGUUUGAGAAAAAGUUAUUAUAGAUGAGCAUUAGAAGCUUUAAUAAUCUUUCAAAUUACUAAGUAUACAUUAAAAAAGUAAUUUAGUUCAGUAUCUUUUCAAACCAUACAAGAAUGGAUAAAACAUGCAAGAGAUUUCUCAAAACGUUCCAUUUAAAUAUUUAUUAAAGUCUAUUUAGAAAAGGAGGGUAAUUGUUGUUUUAUAUUUAGAAUUAUAUCAGUUUUAUAAUUUGUUAAAAGAACAAUGUCAAAUAUAUGGAAAUUAAUGCAACUACUGGUUAAAAGCCUAAUGAAACUUUUAUUUAAACAACAAUGAGAAAUUUAGAUAUAUAAGGAGCAAUUGAAGUUAAUAUGAUUAAACCUAAUUUUUUAAUAUAGAAAUAAUAUAUUGUUUAAAAUAUCUAUAAUCAAAAAUAAAAUAAAAUAUGA
Molecule: messenger RNA, 441 nt
Organism: Paramecium sonneborni
Lineage: Eukaryota; Ciliophora; Oligohymenophorea; Peniculida; Parameciidae
Source: the annotation of a GenBank genome assembly